AGCGGCGGGCUCUGAUCAUCACGGCCGCCGGAGAAUACCGGCGGCGGCCAUGGCGGGCGCGGCGCGGCGGUGGUGGCGGAAAUGGAGGGCGCGGGACGCGGUGCUGGCGCUGCUCAUCGCCUCGGUGCUCGCGCCCCUGGCGCUCUACAGCGGCGCGCCCAUCUCCCCCUUCUCCGGCCCCAACCUGAGCCGGAGCCGCGCCCUGGGUCGCGAUCCGUCCAAUUUGAUUGCCCGGAAUGAGGUGGGGAAGCGUCUGAACGCGCUACCGCAGGACACAUUGGAUACGAUGAAGGAGCCUGCAAGAAUAGUUGCAUCAGAUGCAAACAACAUGGCUAUCAUGGGCAAUCCAUUGAGACAGGGUGGUGUAAUUCAGCAGGUUGUUAUGGGAAGUAGCAUUGAUAGAUCAGGUGGAUCAAGGGGUAGCAAUGAUGGCAGAGCGCGCAAUGUAGAAGAGGAGAAGGAGUCUUCAUGUCAUCCGAGUAAGGGAGCACGCGUAGAUGCUAUGGUUACUACUUUGAAAGAGGGUGCUCAGUUAAGAAAACAGAGUGGCCUAAACAAUGUUGCUGAAGGAGGGGAGCACAAAGUUCGUGCCAUGCACACUACUGGAGAUCUGAAUGUCCCUUUUGAUAAGGAAAUUACUGACAAUAGAUCAUCUGGGCAAAUUACAGACGCUAUCUCAGAAAAGUCUGAUGCAAUGAUAAUUAGCAGCAAUACUAGUUACUCCACAACUCCUGAUAGUAUGAUACUUGUCAUCAAGGACCAGUUGAAAAGAGCAAAAAAAUACAUCAGAUUUCUACCUUCCAGAGGCAAUCAUGGGUUUAUAAAGGAUCUCAGAAGAAGGAUGAGGGAUAUCCAGCAAGCACUGGGUGGUGCAACCGUUGAUAGGCAGUUACCAAAGAAUGUCCGAGGAAAAAUUAGAGCGAUGGAAUUGAUACUAAGAAAGAUCAGACAAGUGCAUGAUAACUGUGUGGCUGCUAUUGAUAAGCUACAAACAACCCUUCACUCAGCAGAGAACCAGCUCGAGGCUCACAAACAACAAGCUAAUUAUGUAGCACAGAUAGCAGCUAAAGCUCUCCCAAAAAGGCUUCAUUGUCUUGCACUGCUGCUUACGAAUGAGUACUAUUCUUCCAGUUCCAGCAAUAAGCUUUUUCCAUAUGAAGACAAGUUGGAAGAUCCGAAACUACAACACUAUGCAUUAUUCUCAGAUAAUGUACUGGCAGCAGCUGUGGUUGUGAACUCAACCCUUGUACAUGUUAAGAAUCCAGCAGACCAUGUCUUCCAUAUUGUGACAGAUAAGCUUAAUUAUGCUGCAAUGAGGAUGUGGUUCUUGGCAAAUCCACUGGGUAAAGCUGCUGUUCAAGUUCAGAACAUUGAAGACUUUACAUGGCUAAAUUCGAGCUAUAGUCCAGUUAUGAAACAACUGGGGUCCCAUUUCAUGAUCGAUUACUACUUCAGUACUCCGCAGAAUAGACCAGAUAGAAACCCCAAGUUCCGGAACCCCAAGUACCUGUCAAUUCUGAAUCAUCUUAGGUUUUAUCUUCCUGAGAUCUUCCCAAGACUCAACAAGGUGUUAUUUCUUGAUGAUGAUAUUGUAGUUCAGCAGGACCUAAGUGCACUCUGGUCGAUAGACCUGAAAGGCAAGGUUAAUGGUGCUGUCCAAACGUGUGGGGAGGUUUUCCAUAGGUUCGACAGGUACCUCAAUUUCUCAAACCCUCUUAUUGCCAAGAAUUUUGACCGCCGUGCAUGUGGCUGGGCAUAUGGAAUGAACAUGUUUGAUUUGUCUGAGUGGAGAAGGCAGAAUAUUACUGAUGUGUACCACUACUGGCAAGGACAGAAUGAGCAUAGACUGUUAUGGAAAUUAGGGACACUCCCUGCCGGCCUGGUGACAUUCUGGAACCGCACCUUCCCCCUGGAUCGUUCAUGGCAUCUCCUGGGCCUGGGAUACAAGCAGAACGUGACCCCAAAGGAUAUCGAGCGGGCAGCCGUCAUACACUACAACGGGAACCUGAAGCCUUGGCUUGAGGUUGGAUUGUCAAAAUACCACAAGUACUGGACCAAGUAUGUCAAUUCUGAUCAAGCGUUCAUCAGGGGGUGCAACAUACAUCCGUGAGUUGCUGCUACAGACAUCUUGUGCAUACCCUGCUGAAGAUUCUCGGUUUUUUUUUGGCUUUAGCUCUGUAGAUUCUAUUUCUUCCGUUACAUCUAAUUCUAAGAGAUCUAGGGUCUUCGUUUUGUUGAUUAUCUCUUCCCUGCUAAAUCACGUGCGGGCAAGUUGCCGCAGGCUUCAGAAUAAAAUGUGCAAUACGUACAGUAGAGGCUAGAGGCACUCAAGUGCUGUAUAGCAGCAGUAGUAUUAUCAGAAAGUACUAGCCACGCAGGUUUGAUGAUCUGAUGAACAUAUUUACAUCUGCAUUGGCUCUCCCAAAAAGCUGUAAGAAAUUGGCUAUC
Brachypodium distachyon (stiff brome) is the source of this 2448-nucleotide messenger RNA. RefSeq names its product probable galacturonosyltransferase 4. NCBI's taxonomy places the organism in Eukaryota, Viridiplantae, Streptophyta, Magnoliopsida, Poales, Poaceae. The coding region runs from base 50 to 2110 and encodes 686 amino acids. Gene Ontology annotation, molecular function: polygalacturonate 4-alpha-galacturonosyltransferase activity. The record is from RefSeq and is a predicted model, not a curated record. The transcript has 8 exons.